CCACCAGCGACACUCCACUCCACACUUCCAUCACACACUCUUCAUCGUCGCCAUCGCCGCUCCGCACAAGCCGAGCCAAACCCGGACAACUUUUAAUCAACGAAACUAAACUUCACGGAACUCGCAACCAUGGGCGUUGAAAUCGAGACAACCCGGGCCGGCGAUGGCCAGACCUACCCCAAGACCGGGCAGACAGUUGUGGUCCACUACACAGGUACUCUCACAAGUGGGCAGAAAUUUGACUCCUCCAGGGAUCGGGGAGUACCAUUCAAGUUCCGCUUGGGCAAGGGAGAGGUCAUCAAAGGCUGGGAUGAGGGUUUUGCCCAGCUCUGCGUUGGUGAGAAAGCUCGCCUCACUUGCUCACCUGACUACGCCUAUGGAGCCCGCGGUCAUCCUGGCAUCAUCCCACCAAACGCCACUCUCAUCUUCGAUGUGGAAUUGUUGAAGGUGGAACCAUGAAAUCUGACAUUAUACAUUUUCUCAUAGCUGUUUGGCCCAACUGUCUUGUCUUUUUUCUGAUGUUAGCUCAUUCAGUAGAUUGAUACUCUUGUUAAAAACCUAACAUGCCAUAUAGUUGUAACUUGGUGAAACUUGCAUUUUUCAUGCUUUGCAUUUUAACAAGAUUGUCGAUUUUUAUUUUGAAUUGUUUGGCCAUUCUUUGGAUCUGAGUUGGGUCAAUGGCACAACCCUUUGUACCUCUUAUAUAUAUCAAUUUUAACAAAAGCCGUUGGUGUGUGGUGGUGUACCUGAGUAUUAAAUCUUCCACAGGUAUCUCUUACACUAUUUUAUGUAUGUAUUAAAUCAAUUUUGUCCUGGAUAUUUAGGGUUCAAUACACAUUGUGAUUAGUGUAGUCCAAAUUUUCACCUGCUCUUCUGCAUUUAUUGAGGAACUAGCUUCAAAUUAUGCAUUUGUCCCCAACAAUAAAUAAAGUAAUAUAUCUUA
Molecule: messenger RNA, 943 nt
Organism: Thrips palmi
Lineage: Eukaryota; Metazoa; Arthropoda; Insecta; Thysanoptera; Thripidae
Gene: Fkbp12
Product: 12 kDa FK506-binding protein
Exons: 4
Coding region: 130-459 (109 amino acids)
Molecular function (GO): peptidyl-prolyl cis-trans isomerase activity
Source: RefSeq, a predicted model, not a curated record